Ooceraea biroi (clonal raider ant) is the source of this 467-nucleotide messenger RNA. RefSeq names its product NADH dehydrogenase (ubiquinone) B8 subunit (gene ND-B8). Gene Ontology annotation, cellular component: respiratory chain complex I. Lineage: Eukaryota; Metazoa; Arthropoda; Insecta; Hymenoptera; Formicidae. The record is from RefSeq and is a predicted model, not a curated record.
CAUAACCUAGGUCCACCUAACCUCCCGUAACCUGAUCGAGUACACACGGAGCUGCGCGAUCGAAAUCGUGCGAGCGACCUAUGAUUCUCGUCGCUUUUCACAACUGAAUUCGAAGAAUGGCUGCUGUGAAGUUCGGCAAGCACCUGAAGGAGCUGCGAAUCCACCUCUGCCAGACGUCGAAGUCGAGCCAGGGCGUUAGGGACUUCAUCGAGCAACAGUAUGUGCCGCUGAAGAAGAGCAAUCCGAGAUUUCCCGUCUUGGUCAGAGAGUGCUCGGCGAUCGAACCGAAACUGUACGCGCGUUACGAGUACGGCGUGGAGCGCUGCGUACCUCUCUCCAACCUGAAAUCGGAAGACGUGCUUGGGAGAAUUCGGGAAUUGGCGACUCGACAAAACUAAAUAUACCUCGCGACGUUAAAGUAUGUAUCAUAUACGCGUAGUGUUUUAAUAAAAUAACUAUCGGAGCAU